Messenger RNA from Euleptes europaea (tarantolino), 1232 nucleotides. RefSeq names its product flap structure-specific endonuclease 1 (gene FEN1). Gene Ontology annotation, molecular function: manganese ion binding; RNA-DNA hybrid ribonuclease activity; magnesium ion binding. The coding region runs from base 36 to 1181 and encodes 381 amino acids. The transcript has a single exon. Gene Ontology annotation, cellular component: nucleus. The record is from RefSeq and is a predicted model, not a curated record. Lineage: Eukaryota; Metazoa; Chordata; Lepidosauria; Squamata; Sphaerodactylidae.
AAGUUUCAGUCUUCAACUUCAGUUUUGUUACCAGCAUGGGAAUCCACGGUUUAGCCAAGCUGAUUGCAGAUGUGGCUCCUGCUGCCAUUCGAGAACAUGACAUCAAAAGUUAUUUUGGCCGGAAAGUGGCUAUUGAUGCUUCUAUGAGUAUUUACCAAUUCCUAAUUGCUGUGCGGCAGGGAGCUGACAUGCUGCAGAAUGAGGAAGGCGAGACCACUAGCCACUUAAUGGGCAUGUUCUACCGUACCAUCCGCAUGGUGGAAAAUGGCAUCAAGCCUGUGUAUGUUUUUGAUGGCAAACCUCCACAGCUGAAAUCGGGUGAACUGGCCAAGCGCACUGAGCGCCGAGCUGAGGCAGAGAAGCAGCUGGAAGAGGCCAAAGAGGCAGGCGAAGAUGAAAAUGUAGAAAAGUUUAGCAAGCGGCUAGUUAAGGUGACCAAGCAACAUAACGAUGAGUGCAAGAAGCUGCUGAAGCUGAUGGGCAUCCCAUAUGUAGAAGCACCCGGUGAGGCUGAAGCUAGCUGUGCUGCCCUGGUAAAAGCUAGUAAGGUCUAUGCAGCUGCUACUGAGGAUAUGGAUUGUUUGACCUUUGGUAGCCCUGUGCUGAUGAGACAUCUUACUGCCAGUGAGGCGAAGAAACUUCCCAUUCAGGAAUUCCACCUGAACCAUAUCCUUCAAGACAUGGGUCUGACUCAGCAGGAGUUUGUUGACCUCUGCAUAUUGCUAGGUUGUGACUACUGUGAAAGCAUCCGUGGCAUUGGGCCCAAGCGUGCCGUGGAGCUCAUCAAACAGUACAAGAGCAUAGAAAAAAUUGUACAGCAAAUAGAUACCAAGAAGUACUCCCUGCCAGAGAACUGGCUUCACAGGGAGGCCCAGCAGCUUUUCUUGGCCCCUGAGGUUGUAGACCCAGAAGCUGUGGAGCUGAAGUGGAGUGAGCCCGAUGAGGAGGGGCUUGUCCACUUCUUGUGUGGGGAAAAGCAGUUCAAUGAAGAAAGGAUCCGUAAUGGGGUCAAGAGACUGAGCAAGAGUCGCCAGGGUAGCACUCAAGGGCGACUAGAUGACUUCUUUAAGGUUACUGGCUCAAUAACUUCAGCUAAGCGCAAAGAGCCAGAGCCCAAGGGAUCCUCCAAGAAAAAGGCAAAGGGCAGUGGUGCAGCAGCAAAGUUCAAAAGAGGAAAAUAACCUUAUUUUCAUUGCAUCAUUUCCUUUUCACUCCAAAUCCUGUUGGGAAGA